UUACAUUUAUUUCAGCAUCUCAUGAUUGACAUAUAAAAGUAGAACAAAAACUCAAGUAGGCAUCAAUUCCUUGAAAGAUUCAAAGCUUACGCCGCCUUCAAAAUGAAAUUCACAAUUUUUGCCUUGGCUGUUUUGGUUGGCGCCGCUAACGCUGCUGUUUUUCUACGGGCUGCAUCGGUGCCAGUUGUUCGCUAUUCUGUUCCAGCUGCCGUUCCAAUUGCACCAGUUGUUCGUUACUCUGUUCCAGCUGCUGUUCCAGUAGCUCCUGCUGUAGUCUCUGCACCAGUUACCAGAACCUUUGUCCAGGCUGCAUCAGUUCCAGUCGUCCAAUAUGUCCGUCCAUUGACUCCGGUAACCACAACAUAUGUUCGUCCCGCUACUUAUUAUACUCGUACCGAUUACUUGCGACAUAAAUAAUUUGCUUUGUUUUGUAUAGUUUA
Molecule: messenger RNA, 440 nt
Organism: Musca domestica (house fly)
Lineage: Eukaryota; Metazoa; Arthropoda; Insecta; Diptera; Muscidae
Product: cuticle protein 16.5
Exons: 2
Coding region: 103-417 (104 amino acids)
Source: RefSeq, a predicted model, not a curated record